AUGUGGACACUCCGUCACGCCGUUCACCAGCGACUUGCGGUCGCCUGUUGUCGGUCUCGCGCGCUCACGGCCGCUGCUAUUGCACAGGGCAAAGUGCCGAUCGAGAACCUCUUUGUGACGUCGACCGAAGGGACAAAGCACACGGCGCCAGUGCUCAUUGGAUUGGCCCAUACGCUCGAGCAAAAGUUCGCCCGAGUGGGCUACUUCCGACCGCUGCAGCCCUUGGGCAGCCGAACGGAUUACCACGUGGAGAUCAUGAGGGACCAAUUGGGAUUACGCGCGAGCGACCACGAGCUCUUCGGGGUCACGAGUGACCGCGCACUUGCGAGUUGGCUCAAUGGCCAACAGGACGACCUCGUCGAAGAGAUCUUGGACCGCUACGAACGCUGUCGAGAGGGCUACGACUUUAUGCUCAUUGAGGGCUCGCAGCUCUCGCGGCACGAGAGUGCCCUGAGCUGGAAAAUCCACGUCGACAUUGCCAAAGCCAUUGGCGCUCCAAUGCUCACGAUCUCUGACUUUAGUGAGUCAACGAGUGCUGAAGACGCUGCAGCACUUGUGGACGAGAUACUCAAUCGCUCGGCACUGAGCGCAGAGCUCGUGGAAAGCACAGGACUCACGUACAUUGGGCACAUUGGCAACCGGGUGCCAACCCGCGAUUCGAAGGCGCUGUGGACGGCACUGCGGGCGCGCGUGGCCGAGCAGGGAGUGCCGUUGCUUGGGUUCCUCCCACAUGACGACUUUCUCGCGUCCAAGCGGCUGAACGAAGUGACGCACCAACUCGGCGCGACGCAGUUGUUUGGCACGAAAGCCAUUCCAAACAACGUGGUCGUUACGUCGGCAGUGGUCGCGACCAGUGCACUGAAGGACCUGUUCUCGCACUUGAAGCACUACAAAGACGGCGCUCUGGUGAUCACGUCGGCCGAUCGCUCGGACGUGAUGCUCGGGCUCAUGGUCUCGCGCCUCCCAGGCAUCCUCCCGAACGUGUCGGCCAUUGUGCUCACGAACGGCAGCUACCCUCACAGCAAUACACAGGAGAUCCUCCAAGGCGUGGAAGCGCUGGACAAGACGGGGCUGUCGAUCCCGAUCUUCUCCGUGCCCGAAGACACGUUCACGACAGCCGACAAGUUCUCGAAAAUGUCGACCGACAUCUUGCCCACGAGUCAGCUCAAGAUUGACCGGUCGAAGCAGCUCUUUGACGAGUUUGUCGACACGGGGAACCUCAUUGGCGAGCUCGAUGAAGGCAUGGUCGUGAAUCGAUCGCCAAAGCAGUUCCAGCACUUUUUGUUCCGCAAGGCCCGUGCCGUGCAGCGGCAUAUUGUGCUCACGGAAGGCGAAGACAUUCGCGUGCUCCAAGCAGCAGACCAAGUGCUGCGGCAGAAGCUGGCAAACGUGACGAUCUUGGGCAAUCCGGACGAGAUCUACCGCCAUGCAAAGGCGCUCAACUUGGAUUUGUCUCGGGCACAGAUUGUCCGCACGGCUGAGAGCGACGUGCUCGAGCACUACGUGAACGUGUACUAUGAGAAGCGCAAGCACAAAGGGGUGACCCGUGAAACAGCUCGCGAUGCUGUGCUGGAGGAAACGUGCUUUGGUACGAUGAUGGUCGAAAUGGGGGAUGCAGAUGGGAUGGUGUCGGGCGCCUGCCACACGACGGCCAACACGAUUCGCCCAGCGCUGCAGCUCAUCAAGACCGCACGCAACCGUCCGAUUGUGUCGAGCAUCUUUUUCAUGUGCCUCGACGACGGAGUGCGGAUCUACGGGGACUGCGCCGUGAACACGGAUCCCAGUGCACAAGAGUUGGCUCAGAUUGCAGUGACGAGUGCCGAGAGCGCCGAGGCGUUUGGCUUGAUCCCUAAGGUCGCCCUGCUGUCGUAUGCGACGGGGGACUCGAACUCGGGUCCGAUUGUGGACAAGGUGCGGGAAGCGACGAAGAUUGCACAGGCGUUGCGGCCAGAUCUCGAUAUCUACGGUCCGAUUCAGUACGAUGCUGCCGUGGAUGCUUCGAUUGCCAAGACGAAGCUCAAGGCGAUUCCAAGUGGCGCGAGAGUCGGUGGUCAAGCGAACGUGCUGAUCUUCCCAGACCUGAACACGGGCAACAACACGUACAAGGCCGUGCAGCAGAGCACGGGCUGCAUUGCCAUGGGCCCGAUGCUGCAAGGUCUGCGCAAACCUGUGAACGAUCUGAGCCGAGGCGCAACAGUGAAGGACAUUGUGACGACCGUUGCAAUCACGGCAAUUCAGGCGGAUCAAGUGAUUCAAGAACGGGAUGCCAAAGCCGAUGCUGCUGCUGUAUGA
Messenger RNA from Hyaloperonospora brassicae, 2292 nucleotides. Lineage: Eukaryota; Oomycota; Peronosporomycetes; Peronosporales; Peronosporaceae. The record is from the annotation of a GenBank genome assembly.